CAUCGCGCUGCCUGUCAGUUUCCCUCCCCCACGAUUCAUCGCAAUGAUGAGCGCUCCUGACCACUACGAGCAUCCUCGCGAACUCUCGAGUGCUCUUCUCCUCUCUCUCCCCACCUUUGUAGCGCCCCCAAAUGCCUUUCGUCGCUACGCCGAUCAGCUACAAGUGGAACUUCUCGACAGAGUCAGGCUCCUGGACAGCAUCAAGGUGGCAGUGCCAAGUGCAUGCGAUAGAACGAAUUCACUUGAUCGGCAACCCAUGAAAAUGUCUCCUGAUUUGUCGAUUGUCGUGCAGGUUGCGGACUUGGAGCGUGGUCACUUUCACGUGACUCUGGCCGACACACAGGGGCCGCUGACUCUGGCCAUCACCACCGACACGCACACACUCUUGACUCUCUCGCUCUGGGCGGGCGGCACUACUCUUCUGGGCCUCUCGUCGCCAUUUGGGGCGGCCGGUGCUGCAAUGGGUCAUUCGAGGCCGUUUCGCUUCAAGUUGGCAGAUCAUGUGAAGGAUGGAUGGCUGUGCGUGCGGGAAGGGCAGCACGACGUUGCAGUCACGGACGAAUCACUCAAGGCAGACGCAAGUGGUGAGUGAGUGAGUGGGAGACAUUCGGCCACGCAGCCUGUUCAUUCACUGGUGUCUCUUGUUAGCAGCAGCAGCCCCUGGCGGCGACAACGAUGGCUUUCGCAUUCACAUGCUAAUGGCGGUGUUGCCGUCUUCGAAGGUAUGUCUCUUUGUGUGGCUAUCCAUUGACCAAGGUAUAUGUGCGCUUGUGGAUACAGCUGUCAAAGCACAGGAUGAGAUAUUGCAUCGAGGAGUUCAAGAACAUAUCCAUUCAGGUGCGGCACACAUGCAUAUGUACGUACGAUCUGAUGCGUGAUAUCGACUUUUGUCUGUCCGAUUGGUAUUCAGGCGCGUACCAGUGACCUAAUCAAGGGUCUCACCCAGGUGAGACACUCAUAUCUGUUCACUCAAUAGGCAGACAUGUCUGUGUUCUGUCUCCUUGAAUCAUUCAGCCCAUCUUUGACUCCCUCUCCCCUGUCCGCACCGGUGCCACCGGGCGCACAUACAGCUCCCUCAGCAUCAACAGCUUUCUGCCGCCGUCCUUUCCGCCUUCUCGAGAAGCAUCACCCACAUCUCGAAGUGAAACUAUUUCCAUGCUGUCAGUACCAUCUGUGCCCGAGGCGCCUGCCGCUGAGGAGGAGGAGGAGGAGGAGGAGGAGGAGGAGAAGGAGGAGACGGCCGUAGACGCAUCGCCUUACAGCCAUGUGGUCGCUGUUGGUGGGCCGCGGACGGAGGCCAGCCCCAGGACAACACACACGAAGCCUUCGGUCGAUAUCGAUGUUGCUAGAGGGAUGGCUGAAAUGCCCUCGCCGACAACGAAGGGUUUCAUCCAGCGAGGCAAGAUUGAGACACCCAUCGAGCUGCCAUCCUACGGCAAACAAUACAGCAGAAAAGUCGAUCAUCCGAAGACGGAUACGCGCUUGGCCGAGCUGUAUACGCCACCAAGGCCUGCGGCUGAGAUACCGACAGCUGGCAUCUCGCCGCCACCGUCACCUCCCCCGAAGAAAGGGAUCGGUCUGUCCUAUGCCAAAACGAGCAAGCCAAAGGGACCAAGCUUAGCGGCCGCCAAGACAGCAGAGAUCAGCACUACUCGAACUUCUCGACACAAGCAGCCUAUCGACGAGAGAAGAUCGACCCUCCCGAAGAUGAGUAAAAGCAACCGCAUGUCCGGGUCUUCGACAAGACACGGUUCCUCUUCGCGGCCACCCUCCCCUGAGGCCCCUCCAGCUAGAGGAGGUGAGGCUAUCUCGACAGCCCCAGGCAGCCAGACGAGACGAUCAGGUGAACGCCUGCACGAGACAGCAGCACCAAUUGCUGAGGUCGAGAACCCCCUUGUCGCGUACUGCAUUAGCCGGACAUCUCGCGGCAGGUCCAGCUCGGCUCUCUUGUCUACCGAUAAUAAGCGAAUGGCGGCGAGAACCGCCGACCUCCCACAAUCGCCCUCGCCUCUGUCGUCGACUGAUGGGAAGCAAAUGGCCACGACAAGUCAGCAGCUCUAUGAUGGCAGCCAUGGCAGUGGGAAUGUGUCCCUCCCUAAGCGGCAGCGUGACGCAUACGACGAGCAAAAGGACGGCAGCUGUAGCAUGGCAGAUCGACUGGAAGAGGCGGCCUUUGAUGAACAGGAGCAGCUGAGAAGGCAGCUGGCACAGCUUCAACAGCAGCUGACCUCAGUCGAACACCGUGCACAGAAGACGGAAAACCAAUGUGAAGCCCUCCGCUACGGCCUUGUCCGCCAGGCAAAGCACUCAGCCCUCCAACACGACAACGAUCGCACACAACUGACGUUGUUGGAGAGCCAGGCGGGCGAAGUGCGGUUGAAUGCCGCCAUGUGGCAGAGAGAGGCCGAGAGGCUGCGGGGGGUAGAGAGAAGGCAAGAGACACUCGAGCAGGAGCUCAGCGGACUGAAAAGAGAGUAUGUCGAUGUGCAGAAACGGCUGGAAGAGGUGAGACAUCCACCCAUUACUUGCAUGAUUGAUUGGCACUGUGUCUCUUUCUGUAUGUGGCAGAGCUUUGAGGAGAAUGCUCGCCUGAGGGAGGCCAACAGCCGCCUGUAUGAGAUCAACGACGAGCUCUGUCUUAUGAUGCAAGAGAUGCCGAGAGACAGACCGCAAUCGCGGCCACCAGAGCGUACGCAUCAUCCAAAAAGGGCGAGAAGCCGGUCCCCGGCGGCAAGCGAUGGGAGCCCUCGUGCACGAUCCGUCGGCCCGCUCCCUUCACACUCAUCUUUCAUUCCCGUAAGCUCGUCUACUCGUGGAGUGACGGAUCGCAUCGACUGGCUGCUGCACCAGCACCUGAACGACCACCCGCACCUCAUGGUGAGAUCAGAGAAAAAUACCAUCCUCCAUCAUUGCCUCAUGGAUGCUGUUGAUGUCUCGCAGAAUUGCUUCCGUCGACUGGAUGAGGGAGUCUACUCGUACGCGAACCUUAUCACAUGAGUGGCUCACGUCUCUAUCCGUGUGUGUCUCCUUUUCCUUGUUUGCAGUUAUUGUGGUAAGGCGGUCACAGCGCGCAUCGCCAACGGACAGCUCGUCUUCCGUGUCGGCGGAGGGUACCUCUCGUUCGACAGCUAUAUCACAGCACACACCCCUCACCCCGCAUACCUAUGCCCCUUCCUCCGACUUCACCCACAGCCCCGCGUAACGCCCCGUCUCAAACGGAUCGACCAUCCUGUGACCCCGACCUGUGACCCACUUGAUCUGGAUUGGGUGCAUGAGCGGCCUCCGGAUCAGAUAUGCAUGGGUACCAGGUGGACGGAGAGCUUGCGAUCGCGAGUGGUUGGCGUGGAUGAGUCGCGGCAGCAUCUCAGAGUGCUGAGAACGCACCAUCAGUCAGUGGGUAACCUACGUUUUGGGCCACCCCCACUGAGGGAGACGGAGAAGUCUGAUCAACACGAGGAAGAGACGUAGAAGAGGUGGAAAGCGAGGCGCUGUAUAUAUGUUUUGGUUACUAGAAUAUGAGAGAGUAAGUAAGGCAAUGCAUCUUUUCUAGGACGGUAG
This is a messenger RNA of Vitrella brassicaformis, 3558 nucleotides long. NCBI's taxonomy places the organism in Eukaryota, Vitrellaceae. The record is from the annotation of a GenBank genome assembly.